AUGGCGGACGCCGGGGCGGGCCUCGAGACGCAAGGCCGCUCCGAAGAGCCGGAGAGCACAAACGCCGCGCGAGCGUCUCCUCACGAGCAAGUCAUGGAGUCGCUGAAGAAGGUCGCCCAAGUGGACCACACAGAGGAUCCACCUCCGGAUGAGGCCUUGAAGCUCUUCUUCACGGCGCGUCGCCUGGCACAGGAGGACCGCUGGGGGUCCAUCGCUGCCUUCCCUCUGUCAUCCACGGAUCUCACUUGGGUGAUUCGCGCCGUUCACUUCUCCGAGGAUUUCGCCGACUGCAGUGAGGAGGUGGUUCUGCCCCUGCGUCCGGAUGAGUCUAUCACCAUGGCGAGACAUGAGGACUUGCGCAGGGAGCUGCGUGUGAAGGGGCUCUUCUACGCGCUGCUGGACGCCGACGGAAGCGUGGUCCUCUACGAACUCCAGCCGGCACAGCUUCAAUCUUUCCCAGAUCAGCGGCCAUUGCACGACCCGGCCUAUGUAGAGCCCAAAAUACUGGCAUCGAUGGCAAAGGAAGCCUUCGAGGAGGGCGGCGCCACAAAGGACGCCAAAAAGUCGAAAGGCAGGAAGAGGAAGAAGGACGAGACCAAGACGUAA
Symbiodinium natans is the source of this 606-nucleotide messenger RNA. NCBI's taxonomy places the organism in Eukaryota, Dinophyceae, Suessiales, Symbiodiniaceae. The record is from the annotation of a GenBank genome assembly.